CUCGUUUCUCCUGUCCCUCCUGAAUCACCGAGCCGACCGCCCACCACCGAGCAGACGCCGCCGCCGCCAUCGCGCGUCCGUCGAGACCUACCGCUCUCCAUUCGUGCGCCGGUGAAGUCUGGUGCAUUCGGUUCAAGUGUUAAUUGGUAGUCUGCUGGAGGCAAAGCAAGAAAGUUUGUUGACAUUAGGCAAUGGAUGCGGAUGAUACAGUGGAGAGCUUAGAUUAUGGAUUAAAUGACGAGGACGAGGAAGGGAGCACUGGAACUAGAAGAAUGUUGAAAUCUAAGAGUAAAGCAAGGGAGCACAAGGAGCAACUACAGAGACUUGAGGAAAAGGAUCCAGAAUUCUUUCAAUUUUUGAAGGAGCAUGAUCAAGAGCUUCUAGAUUUUGAUGAGGAGGACAUUGAGGAAAGUGCUGAUUCAGACAUCGAAGGUGGAGAAACAGUGGUGGAUGAUGAAAUUGCUCGUGGCAAUCUAAAUUUUGAGGAGAAACCUUCUAAAAACAUUGUCACUGCUGAAAUGGUUGAUUCCUGGUGUAAAUCAAUCAAAGAAAGUGGGAAAGUGGGAGCUAUUCGUUCUCUAAUGAGAGCUUUCAGGUGGGCAAGCCACUAUGGUGAUGAUGAGGGGGGUGAUUCUUCUGCAAGGCUCGGAACCAUGUCUAGCAGUGUAUUUAACAAAAUCAUGAUCUUUGUGCUGACUGAAAUGGAUGGAAUACUCCGGAAAUUGUUGAAACUUCCAGCUUCUGGUGGUAAGAAAGAGACAAUAAAAGACCUGAUGGGCACAAGACAGUGGAAGAAUUACAAUCACAUGGUUAAGUCUUACCUUGGCAAUGCGCUGCACAUUCUGAACCAGAUGACUGACACGGAAAUGAUAUCGUUUACUCUAAGGCGUCUCAAAUGUUCCACCCUACUGUUGGCAGCUCUUCCAAGCCUCUUAAGGAGGUACAUUAAGGUUGCUCUUCACUUCUGGGGUACAGGGGGAGGUGCAUUACCUGUCGUCUCCUUCCUUUUCUUAAGAGAUCUAUGUGUUCGGAUCGGUUCUGAUUGUUUGGAUGAAUGCUAUAAAGGGGUAUACAAAGCCUAUGUUCUAAAUUGCCAGUUUGUAAAUGCCACUAAACUUCAGCGUAUACAAUUUCUUGGAAACUGUGUCAUCGAACUUCUUGGGGUAGAUCUUGCAACUGCAUAUCAACAUGCCUUCAUUUUUAUUAGGCAACUAGGAAUGAUUUUGCGAGAGGCGCUUGCCAUGAAGACUAAGGAAGCAUUUCGAAAGGUUUAUGAAUGGAAAUUUAUAAACUGCCUUGAGCUAUGGACUGGAGCUGUCUGUGCUUACAGUUCAGAAGCUGAUUUUCAGCCUCUUGCUUACCCACUGACCCAAAUAAUAUUGGGAGUUGCUCGUCUAGUUCCAACUGCUCGCUAUUUUCCUCUUAGAUUAAGAUGUGUCAGAAUGCUUAACCGAAUUGCGGCUGCGACUGCUACUUUCAUACCUGUGUCAAUGCUUCUAUUGGACAUGCUGGAAAUGAAAGAGCUGAAUAGGGCUGCCACAGGAGGUGUUGGCAAAGCUGUUGACUUGCGUACCAUUUUAAAGGUAAGCAAACCCACCUUAAAAACUAGAGCAUUCCAGGAAGCUUGUGUCUACGCUGUGAUUGAAGAACUUGCUGAACACUUGGCACAAUGGAGUUAUUCUAUUGCUUUUUUUGAGCUGUCUUUUAUACCAUCAGUGCGAUUGCGAGGCUUUUGCAAGUCUACAAAAGUUGAAAGGUUCCGGAAAGAAAUGAGGCAGCUUAUUCGCCAGAUUGAUGCCAAUUCAGAUUUUACAAAUCAGAGGCGCACUUCGACCUCUUUUCUUCCCAAUGAUCCUGCAGCAUCAUCAUUUUUUGAGGAUGAGAAAAAAUCAGGGGCUAGUCCUUUGUCCCAGCAUGUUGCAACACUGCGCCAACGGGCCCAGCAACGUAGUGACGCCUUGAUGCAAUCCAGCGUUCUUGUUGGAGAGAAGUCCUCUGUCUUUGGGGAGCAAAUGUCUGACAGUGAUGGGGAGGACGAUGCCAUAAAUGAGCAAGGUGCUGCGGCCUUUAGUUCCUCUUGGCUUCCUGGAAGUGAUUCCAAGGUCAAGCCUCCUAAGGUGGAGAAGGAUGGCAAGAAAAAGAAAAAGAAGAAAAAGAAGAGAAACAUUGAGCAGCUUGAAGGACUAGCUUCAGACGAAGACAUUGUGGAGGACUUGGUUCUUAGUUCCGAUGAAGAUGAAGAGAUGAGGGACUCUCCUUUUAGCGAGAAGAAUGGCGACGGUGACAAGGAAUUGCCUGCAAAGCAGAACACCAAGAAGCGGAAAGCGUCGAUGAAAAGGUUGAAGAAGAAUGCUGAAUCUCAAGGAAAGAACUCAAAGAAGCGGAAGAAGGCAACCUGACAAGAGAUACGAGAUGCGUCAUUUUACUGGCUCAUGAGAAAAUUUUGUGAUGAGAUACUCAGGUCUUAUUUAUUUAGCGUUGGCUUCGACAUUUCCUUACCUACACUAGUUCCUAUGAUAGUAGUGUCACUGCGUGGGGGGUCGACAUUGUGA
Rhodamnia argentea is the source of this 2552-nucleotide messenger RNA. RefSeq names its product nucleolar complex-associated protein 2. The coding region runs from base 192 to 2399 and encodes 735 amino acids. The transcript has 12 exons. NCBI's taxonomy places the organism in Eukaryota, Viridiplantae, Streptophyta, Magnoliopsida, Myrtales, Myrtaceae. Gene Ontology annotation, biological process: ribosomal large subunit biogenesis. The record is from RefSeq and is a predicted model, not a curated record. Gene Ontology annotation, cellular component: nucleoplasm; nucleolus; Noc1p-Noc2p complex.